AUGUGGAAUGAACAAUUUUGGUUGCCUAGAAAUACAACUUGGAACGAUUUUCUUGAACUUGAACAAAAAGGUAUUCGUAUACCACAAUUACGUGAUCUUAUUUAUGUUUAUCCAUUGGCUGGUAUACUUUAUAUAAUAAGAGUUUUAUUUGAAUAUUACAUAGCUCGACCAAUUGGUCGAGCAUUUGGUAUUCAAGAUACUCAUCUACGUAAUUCACAUGUUACUCGAUUAGGAAAAUUUAAUGAAUCAUUUUGGCGUUUUACUUUUUAUUUUACUAUGUCUAUAUAUGGUAUAAUUAUUUUACAAAAUAAAUCAUGGACAUGGGAUACACGACAUUGUUGGUUAAAUUAUCCAAAUCAUCCAUUAACAGAUGAUAUUUUUUGGUAUUAUAUGAUAGAACUUGCUAAUUAUUGGUCAUUAAUAUUUUCACAAUUUAUUGAUGUUAAACGAAAAGAUUUUUGGCAAAUGUUUAUUCAUCAUAUUGCAACAAUAGCAUUACUUUCAUUUUCUUAUAUGGUGAAUUUUGUACGUAUUGGAACAUUAGUAAUUGUCAUACAUGAUUGUGGAGAUUAUUGGCUUGAAGGUGGUAAAAUGGCAAAAUAUGCACGAGCUCAAAAAAUAUGUGAUACAUUAUUUAUUAUAUUUGCAAUUGUUUGGUUUAUAACACGUCUAUGUUAUUAUCCAUAUAAAGUAUUGUAUUCAACGACAUUUGAAGAAUUAACUAUACUUGGUUCUUUUCCUGCUUUGUAUGGAUUUAAUGGUCUUUUAAUACUUCUACAAAUUCUUCAUUAUUUCUGGUUUUAUCUAAUUUGUCGAGUAGCUAUUUCAGCAUUUAAAGCUGGCAAAGUAGAAAAAGAUAAUCGAAGUGAUAGUGAUGAAAGUGAUGAUGAAUCAUCUAAUAAAAAUGUUGAUAUUGAUAAACACAAGUGA
Messenger RNA from Rotaria sordida, 930 nucleotides. The record is from the annotation of a GenBank genome assembly. NCBI's taxonomy places the organism in Eukaryota, Metazoa, Rotifera, Eurotatoria, Philodinida, Philodinidae.